Paralichthys olivaceus (Japanese flounder) is the source of this 6677-nucleotide messenger RNA. The record is from RefSeq and is a predicted model, not a curated record. NCBI's taxonomy places the organism in Eukaryota, Metazoa, Chordata, Actinopteri, Pleuronectiformes, Paralichthyidae.
GUCUCUGACCCUUCACAGCAGGAGAAUGGAUGAAGCUCCAGUGGGACACUGGUCAGACCACAGCACAUGUCUGCUUCACAGAGAAUAGUAAAGUGCUCGGCCUAACUGGAAUUGGAUGUGACGGGGAAGAAAAGCAAAUCGUCUCAUCUGCAGAGGUAUCGGAGAAGGCUGGCGUGGAUGACCCAGAGGAAACUAUAUUUAUAAUCUGAUCAUGCUGGAGCUAUGACAUCAUCUGGAGCCGCUGACCAUGACACGCGCUUGGGGAAGCAUGCAAACUGUUCUGUCAUGGGGGCGAUGGGUUGUCAGACUUGCAAGGUGGAGAAACUCCUGAAACAAUCUCAGAGGGAAGCUGUGUUGAGCCAGAGACAAAGGUUAACCACCUUGAAGGAGAACAGCCGGAUGACUGGCACUGAUAAGCUAAGAAAUGAAGUUUUGCCCCACCAUCUCCAAGAUGUGCCAAGUUUGAACAGCUUUUAUCUUCUAGAGGACAACAGCAGAGCUCUGAGACACAACCCGGAGACCUUCAGUGACCAAAGGCUCAAGCAGAAUUUACUGGAGACUGAGAUCAGCACCAGAAGGAAGGAGUGUGAAGCACUUGAAGCAGAGGUGAAGAAGAAAAAUCAAACAUGUCAGACUUUGGAGAAUGAGCUUCAAGAUUUCCUUCAGGAGAACAAGCACUUGAACCUCCAGUUGUUCAACAACAGCCACAAGGCAUCUGAGAAUGAGAAGGUGAAGUCUGAGUAUGCCCAGCUCAAAGAGGCCCUUGGUGCUGUGACGCAGGAGAGAGAUUUAGCCCUGUGGGAGAGGAACCAGCUCCAAGGCAAACUGGAGAACCUAGAGCAGGUGCUCAAGCAUAUGCGUGAGGCUGCAGAGCGGAGGCAGCAGCUAGAAUUGGAGCAUGAGCAGGCCUUGGCUGUACUCAAUGCAAAGCAGCAGGAGAUUGACCUUCUUCAGAAGGCUCAGGUUGAGGCUAAAAAGGAACAUGAAGGUGCUGUCCAUCUGUUAGAGAACCACUUGGACAGCAUGCAGGCCAAAGUCCGUGAGCUGGAGGAAAAAUGUCGGAGUCAGAGUGAGCAGUUCAACCUCCUGUCAAAAGAGUUGGAGAAGUUCCGGCUCCAGGCUGGGAAGUUUGACAUCCUCAGCACGGAACCUUUAACUCUAUGUGAAUCUCCUGGGUCACCCAACAAAUCCCUUUCUCAGCUUCUCAAUGGACUGGCUGCCCCCAUAGGAAAAGGCAAUGAGGCUCCAUCAAGCAGAUCUUUGAUAUCGGAGUUCAUUCGACCGCUCCAGAUCAGUGGAGACAAGCCCGAGCUCCUCUCUGUCAAGCCAACAUUCCUCACUCGCAGUCGAGCCAGCAGCCCGGCAAGGGCCUUCCUCUCUGAGAUGGACAAAGAGUUGAGCUCAACCACCAGGUCCAAACCAAGAUUCACUGGGAAGGUUCGUCUGUGUAUUGCUCGGUACAGUUACAAUCCUUAUGAUGGGCCUAAUGAGCAUCCUGAGGCAGAGCUCCCCCUGGUGGCAGGGAAGUACCUCUACGUUUACGGGACAAUGGAUGACGAUGGCUUUUAUGAAGGAGAGCUGCUGGAUGGACAGCGGGGCCUCGUCCCAUCUAACUUUGUAGAUUUUGUCCAAGAUGAGGAGACAUCGUCUGUCCAGCAUAGGGGCACAGUGGCUAAACAACCUGGCUACCUCAACCACAGUAGCCUGGGAACUCAGAGACUGGGGGUCGGCACAGGAACAAGCAUUAGCAGCCUGCUGUCUGACAGUAAACUAGACUGUCUGAGUUCAAGCAGCUUGGGCAUUGACCUCAUGGGUUCUUCCAGCAAUGGGACGGGAACGCUGGAUGUCAGCAUUGACGAGGUCGGUGAAGACAUUGUGCCUUAUCCCCGCCGCAUCAACCUGAUUAAACAACUGGCCAAGAGUGUAAUUAUUGGUUGGGACCCCCCUGUGGUCCCACCAGGCUGGGGUUCCAUCAGAGGCUACAAUGUAUUGGUGGAUAAGGAGGUGCGCAUGAGUGUCCCCUACGGGGGCAGGACAAAGUCUCUUAUUGAAAAGCUCAAUUUAGCUACCAACACUUAUCGAAUCUCAGUGCAGAGCAUCACUGACCGGGGCCCUUCGGAUGAGCUCCGGUGCACUCAGCUCGUGGGAAAGGAUGUGGUGGUGGCACCUUACUACCUGCGGGUGGAUAGCAUCACGCAGGUCUCUGCUGAGCUCUCCUGGAUGCCCAGCAACAGCAACUACAGUCACACCAUCUUCCUCAACGGUGCAGAGUAUGACAUGGUCAAGGCCGGGGGCUACAAGUACAAGUUCUUCAACCUGAAGUCCAUGACAGUUUACAAGGUGAAAGUUGUGGCGCAGCCGCAUCAGGUGCCUUGGCAGCUUCCGAUGGAUCAAAGAGAGAAGAGGGAAAUCUCUGUGGAGUUCUGCACUCAGCCUGCAGGGCCCCCUCUACCUCCCCAGGAGGUGCAGGUCCAGUGUGGUCAGACGCCCGGGUUCCUGCAGGUCAGAUGGAAGCCGCCCCCUCUGACGCCUUCAGGAACCUCCAACGGAGCCAGUGUCAUUGGCUAUGUUGUGUGCACAAAGGGAGAAAAGAUUGCAGAAGUCUUGUACCCCACAGCAGAUUAUGUGACCGUGGAGUUAAACAGGAUUCAGUGUCUGGAGGCCAGAGAAAUCAUUGUAAGGACGUUAUCAACACAAGGCGAGUCCCAGGACUCUCCUGUGGCCGUCAUCCCACACAAUCUCUUGGGCUCUCCACGCCUCUCCCACCGAACCAUGGCACCCCCUCCCCCUAUGCCUCAUCUGCAGUCCCAUCCAGCGCACUCACAAACCCAUCCUCCUUACCCGUCAACGUAUCCCCCAAAUCACCCUCAGCCCCAGAUGCAGGCUCUGUCUCGACCGCAGCCCCACACGCUGCCCCACACGCAGUCGCAGCCUGUCCAUCAUCCUCCUCCUCAACCCCAGCCUCAUUUCCAGCGCCACCCAAUGCCCAAGUCCAAGCCGUUAGUAAGUGCCAGAGAGCCAGAAACCAAAGAGCAUGAGGUGGGCCCGCGGCCAGCCCAGUCUUGGGAGCGCUCCCCGUCUCCGCUGCCUCCCAUGCGCGGUCCCAACCUAGAGCCACCGCACUUUCAGCCACGGCGAUCGCCCUCUCCUCAGAGGAUCCUUCCGCAGCCUCAGGGAGUCCCCAUCACCAACACCAUCGCCAAGGCCAUGGCCAGGGAAGCUGCCCAGAGAGUGUUUGCCGAGGGUAACAGGAUUGAGAAAAGGAAUAUCUUUAGUGAACGAGGUAACACGUUGCAUCCACUCAACUCUGACGAGGAGGAGGAUGGAUACGACUCUCCUCAUGCGAGGAGGAGAGGAGCCUCGGUGGAUGAAUUCCUCAGAGGCUCGGAGUUGGGCAGACAGCACCAUCAUCACCACUACAGCCACAGUGAAGAGUACCACACAGAGAGCAGCCGGGGUUCCGACCUGUCCGACAUAAUGGAGGAGGAUGAGGAAGACCUGUACUCUGAGAUGCAACUGGAGGAAGGCCGCAGGCGCAGUAUCAACUCUCACAACACUCUUAAGAUCAUUGGGAACUCACCGUCACACGGAAGCGCUGAUCGUCUGGACCACUCAGGGAGGAGGCCGGUUCACAUCGGCACCCCCCCUCAGCGACGACCAAUCCCAUCCAUUGAGAUCACCAUGGACAGUAACAGUGAGGGGAGUGAGGGGAACCUCUCACCCGUCAAGGAGGAUGUUUACUAUGGCAGUGUAGCUCGGCGCAGGAUAUGGCGAUCUAUGUCCUCAGAGGAUCAAUAUGACGGCUAUGGCGGUCGCAGGCACGGGCGGGGACGGCGUUCCCUGGAUUACUAUGAGGAAUCGGAGCCAGAGGAGAUGACCCGUGUGUUCGUGGCUCUGUUUGACUAUGACCCCCUAUCCAUGUCUCCCAACCCCGAUGCUGCUGAUGAGGAGCUGCCGUUUAAGGAGGGCCAGAUUAUCAAGGUGUUUGGGAAUAAAGAUACAGACGGCUUCUACAGGGCGCAGAUCCGAGAACGAGUGGGUCUGAUCCCCUGUAACAUGGUCUCUGAGAUCCAAACAGAGGAUUACGACAUGAUGGACCAGCUCCUCAAACAGGGCUUCCUGCCUCUCAACACUCCUGUGGAGAAGUUAGUGAACUGCGACCGUUUCAAAGAUGGCCGCUCAAUAAAUCGCAGGUCCAGAAAAUCCAAGAGAGAGAGAAAUAGGCGGAGCGGCCGUCAGCACCCGCUGUCGACACGAAGAAUGGUCGCUCUGUACGACUACGACCCCAGAGAGAGCUCCCCUAACGUUGAUGUAGAGUAUGAGGGCAACAGACUGAAUGAGGAGGCUGAACUGACUUUCUGUGCCGGUGACGUCAUCAUGGUCUUUGGUGAAAUAGAUGAAGAUGGCUUUUACUAUGGCGAGCUCAAUGGACACAAAGGACUCGUUCCUUCCAACUUUCUAGAAGAAGUGCCUGACGAUGUAGAGGUUUUUCUCACUGACUCACCAUCUCGAUACCCCCAGGACAAUCCAGCUCGGAUAAAGACCAAAAGGAAGAAGAGUGUUCAUUUCACACCUUAAAGGCUCUGUUUCCGUCACGUAAGUGAGCAACUGAGGAUACCACGAUUACACCCCCCCCCCCCUCGUCUAAUGCAGAUGACAUGGGUACCCUUAGUUUCUGGUAUGCAACAUGUGUACUUUGUUUGAUUUUCCUUCCUGUAGGUAGAUGUGAUAAGACUCUUCUUUGUUCCCCUAAAACACUGAGUGCUGUUUGUUUGGUAGGAGACAGAGAGCCCAGCCAAUGCAUUAGACAAGAAGUAUGGUAUCUUCAGUUGUUUCUCUUGAGUGUUGUACCUGACAAUGUCCGUCUCCUGCAAUAAGUCUCCUGCUGUAACUCAUGGGAAGCUAAAAGGCCAUUGUUGCACAGUUGAUUGAGAAUGUGGGAUGUAUUUAAGGCAAACGCCUCCAGCAGUUUGGCUUGUGUCAGUGCAGUGUGACCUGCUGCAUCAUAGCAAAGUAUUAAAAGAAUCCACAAACAAUUCUAUGCAAAAACCCAAAGAAAAGCAUCAAGUGUUCAUUUGGUUUCACACUUGUAGUGUUGAGCCUCUGGCCAGAUUCAGCACCUUUUUUCUUGUUUAAAAAGAAGAAGAGUAAAAAUGUUAUGGAUGUUGUGAAAUCUAAAAUGAACAAAUCAGUAGGUGUUUUGGUUUUCAAAUUAGUUCCACUUUUAUGAAUCAACGUGAAUGUUUGAAUUGAUCAGAUAGCAAAGUAACAGUUGUGGAUUAAGAGUGAGACUAUGCUGCUUUUGCUGAAACACUAUACGGACGACCAUGUUCUUCUUUUUAGCUUUAAGCUCAGGGGCAGAUCCAGGGUUGAAAUCUGAUUGGCCCUCAAAGUGCCCCUGUCCUGUCACUAGUCUUUUUUUAAUAAACUAGUCACUAACUAACAAUACUAACUCUGACUAGUUCUUCAGAUUUUUUGACGAACACAAUGUACUUGGACAGAGAUCACCCUGACUGAAUCAGGAACUGUUCAUGAAUGUCGGACAUGUAAUAAAUCGUGGCCCUUUCAUGGCUCCUGAUUUCGAAAGGUCCUAGAUCCACCACUAGCUAAAAUGCUAAGUUCUAAUGUUAAUAUUGUUCUAUGUUAAUUUUGCUAACUCAGCAAUAUGAACCUGUUUGCUAAUAUCCGUAAUGUUUAAUGUGAUGGAAGCUGCUGGUCAUAUUGGACCGCGUUGACUUCACACGUCUGAGUGAAGUGAAGGCAAAAGUUUUGUUUUCUCAAAAGUCCCAUAGUCUCACUUUAAACUCAGCAUAAUAAAUGAUGCAGCAGAAGGAUUUACAUGUUCUGACGUGCAAAUUAUAUUCACACAAAUUGUACAUAGAAAUAUAAGCUCAUACAAACGUCAUCGUUACCACCGGUCUUUCCAAAGUGCAAUUUAAAGGAGCCUUUUAGCUCAUGAUUACAGAGAAGGAAUAGUGACUCGUAGUUUCUCUGUAAUCCAGUUGUAUCAGUAAAUAUUUCUCUCUCUACAUAUUUAUCUAUACACACAUUGAAGAAGACAGGAAUGUGAUUUAAAUGUUCCCAAAAUACAAAUGUAUCUGUUGAUGUGAGGGGAGCUGCCCCGCCUUUGGUAGUCAUUGUGGGGAAGUGUUGUCACCUUUCAUUGAUGUGGGAGUUAGUGGAUGUCACGCUUCAGUUCUGUGUCGUAGCUUAUUCGUAGCAGCUUCAUUUAAAAAAAAGCACCUGACAGAGGGGAGGUGUGGGAGGAGGGAGGGUGAGUGUUGUCUGACUCCGUCCGGGGAGGUAGAUGUCAGAGCUCUGGUGAACCUGCUGGGUCAUAAAGAGGAGGGGAGUGGUGACUGAGGUGUGUGACGCUCGGCUAUUUUAACACCCUCAACUGUCCCUUACGGGUCUCCCAUUAGGUUCCAUUGGACAAAUCGGGUCCGCCCAGAAGAGCAGCCUCUCCCACAGCGCGUCCAUGCGCCCUGGACUGGGGCCCGGCCGCCGUGGGGCCUCGCAGUCCCAUCAGGGCCCCACUGGACAUGUACUCCUCCAAAAAGAAAAAGGGACUGAUCUCCAAAGGGAAGAAACUGUUGGGAAGACUUGGCGCUGUAAAAUAAUUUCUUGAGUGUCAAACACUCCUUCAUAGUGUUUGCAGAGAAAAAAAAGAAAACUCA